AUGGCCCCCAAGAAGAAGACCGACAAACCCGCCACCACCGAGAACGUCUCUCUCGGACCUCUGUCCGGAGAUGGCAAGCUCGUUUUCGGUGUUGCCCGCAUUUUCGCUUCCUUCAACGAUACCUUCGUCCACGUUACCGAUCUCAGUGGUCGCGAAACCAUUUGCCGUGUUACGGGCGGUAUGAAGGUCAAGGCUGAUCGUGACGAGUCCUCUCCUUACGCUGCCAUGUUGGCUGCGCAGGAUGUGGCUGCCCGCUGCAAGGAACUCGGCAUUAACGCUCUUCACAUCAAGAUCCGUGCCACUGGAGGUAACGGUACCAAGACUCCCGGCCCUGGUGCUCAGUCCGCUCUCCGUGCUUUGGCUCGUUCCGGAAUGAGAAUUGGCAGAAUUGAGGACGUCACUCCCACCCCCUCCGACUCCACUCGUCGCAAGGGCGGUCGCCGCGGUCGUCGUCUGUGA
Messenger RNA from Ophidiomyces ophidiicola, 459 nucleotides. RefSeq names its product ribosomal 40S subunit protein S14B (gene RPS14B). The transcript has 4 exons. NCBI's taxonomy places the organism in Eukaryota, Fungi, Ascomycota, Eurotiomycetes, Onygenales, Onygenaceae. Gene Ontology annotation, cellular component: ribosome; cytosolic small ribosomal subunit. Bases 1 to 459 code for a protein of 152 amino acids. The record is from RefSeq and is a predicted model, not a curated record. Gene Ontology annotation, molecular function: small ribosomal subunit rRNA binding; mRNA 5'-UTR binding; structural constituent of ribosome. Gene Ontology annotation, biological process: maturation of SSU-rRNA from tricistronic rRNA transcript (SSU-rRNA, 5.8S rRNA, LSU-rRNA); ribosomal small subunit assembly; translation.